ACGACAUCGAAAUUGUGUUAUAAUGAGAUUAAUUAAUGUUAGUCUUCUUGUAUUUUGCAUUGUAAUACAUUUAGUUUACAUGCACAAGUCUACGUUCCAAGAUGUUGGUCAUUUAAGUAACGACGGUGACGGAUACGGAACUAGAUGGAUCUAUUUUCCAGACGGCGACGGUUACCCUCACUAUGUCCAUCUAACCAACGUUGAAGAAGAAACUCUCACCAAUCGAUUGUCAACUUAUUCAGAUAUUUUAUUUAGAUUAUAUAUUAAAGGCCUUGGAGCUCACGUCAUGGGCAUCGCAGCAUCUCAAACUAAAAUGCGCGUGAACAGAAUUACGGGACUCGAUCCAGCCAGACCCUUUUUCGAGUUCCCAUCCCAUCUUAACGAUUCAGAGAAAUUAGAUUCAUCUGAUGCGGAUUUUGUUGAUAUUAUACAUACAUGUGGAGGUUUGUUAGGUUUCCUAUCACCUAUUGGGACGGCGGAUUUUUAUCCAAAUAAUGGAGUCGCACCGCAACCUGGAUGUGAAGAUAUUGUUAAGUUCUUUGAUGGUUGUAGUCAUGGCCGAUCAUUUUACUAUUUCAUGGAGUCGGUCAAAUAUCCCAAAUCAUUUCCGACAUAUCAAUGUGAAAGUUGGAAUGAUUUUUUGACUAAGCAGUGUGAUCAUCGUGGAUAUAUGGGUGAAGAAGUGAACAGAACUUUGAAAGGGAAGUAUUAUUUAAUAACUAAUUCAUUUGAACCAUUUGGAAAAGGUGUGUAAAAAUCAAAGUAGAUUGGUAAUGUGAAAGCAGCACCUACUUACCUUAUGUAAGAUUUAAUUAUAGGUAUAUAUAAAACUGACAGUAUUAGCUAGGUUCGUAGUUUUAUCAUCAUUGUUUUCUCUUCAGCCGUAACGUAAAAAAUUCAAAUUAGCAAGAUUAUAUACGUCACUCAUUUAUAAUUUAUAUAAUGUAUACAUGUA
Messenger RNA from Spodoptera litura, 955 nucleotides. The record is from RefSeq and is a predicted model, not a curated record. Lineage: Eukaryota; Metazoa; Arthropoda; Insecta; Lepidoptera; Noctuidae.